CCCAAAGAAGGCUGUUCCUGUCCCGGAAAGAGAGGAUGGUGGGAGGCGGUGGAAGGCAGAAGGUGGCGUCGAUGCUGCCGUAUCUCGUGAAGACGCUUCGGAAAGAAACCCUAAAACCCUCCAAUCAAACCCUUCCUUCGCUCAGGCGCACGUUUUCUCUUUAUGAUCAGAUAAAUCUCAUCGACAGCGUGCCUGAAGGUCAACUUCGGUUCCAACGGUAUUCUGACACAGGAUUUACAGUUAAUGGUGUAGAGUAUGAGGGGAGCUUGCUUAUUGUAGAGAACAAGGUUAUGUCAUGGGCCCCAAAAAAUUUUUCAGAGAUUACUGCUGAAAGUCUAUCCAUAUUUCAAAUUCUGCGGCCAGUUCCAGAGAUUCUGAUUCUUGGCUGUGGAAGGCACAUCGAGCCAGUGAGCUCUGAGCUCCGUCGCUUCAUACGGUCUACAGGAAUGAAAUUGGAAGCAAUUGAUUCGAGAAAUGCUGCUUCUACUUACAAUAUAUUAAAUGAAGAAGGGAGGCCGGUGGCUGCUGCACUUGUUCCCCACGGAACUACUCCACAAUCUUCAUCUACCAUGUAAGUGGCCAAGAAUAUCCUGGCGUUGUAUCUACAUUGCAAUGUCGUUUCCUACCCUGGCUGAAGAUCAAAGUUGUCUUUUCCCCCUUGAAUCAAUUAUCCUUUUGAUGCUUACGUUUUCUCGGGAGUCUAAGGACAUUAAAGUGAGAGAGAUUGUCCUGGCCAGACAGCAAGAAAAAUGCUUAGAUGCGGCUAGUCUCGUAAACUUUUUGUUCCCAAUCAAAUCUCACACCUAUUAUUACCCUGAAAAGAAGUUCACGUCUCAAGACGUGCACAGAUGCUUUUGACAUUCUAGAGCUGUUUCUACCUUCUGGCUUGGCUUUUUCGGCUUUUUCUAGAUGUAUGGUUUGUGAUCCGUGUGGUGGUUAUUAUUUGUUGAGGGUUUAUUCAUCUUGUUUCAUCCAUUUGCGCAGCUUCUAUUGAA
Molecule: messenger RNA, 995 nt
Organism: Elaeis guineensis (African oil palm)
Lineage: Eukaryota; Viridiplantae; Streptophyta; Magnoliopsida; Arecales; Arecaceae
Biological process (GO): mitochondrial respiratory chain complex I assembly
Cellular component (GO): mitochondrial inner membrane
Source: RefSeq, a predicted model, not a curated record